UUGCAGACAUACUUUGGGAUCCAAAUAUUCAGGUUUUAUUUCAAAUGCACUAAGUGCUCUGCUGAGUUAACAAUAAAGACCGACCCGCAAAAUUCAGACUAUGUUGUUGAGUCAGGUGCAUUACGGAAUUUCGAACCUUGGCAUGCAAAGGGUGAGGAAGCAGAUAAGGAAAAACAAAAAAGGGAUACUGAAGAGAUGGGAGAUGCAAUGAAAUCCUUGGCGAAUAGAACCUCGGAUUCAAAAAGAGAGAUGGACAUCCUUGUUGCCCUGGAUGAAGUGAAGUCCAUGAGGUCAAGACGAGCAACUAUCAAGGUAGAUGCAAUGUUGGAGGUCUUGCAGCGCUCAGCUGAGGAAAAGGAAAAGAAGUUGGAAGAAGAUGAUGAAGCACUCAUAAAAUCAUUAUUUGGAGCACCAAGAGAGGUCGUUCGCAGGAUCGAUGAUGCUAUUCUUGAUGAUGAUGAAGAUUUAUCUCGGAUUUCAACUAACAACGCUAAAACAUCAAACAAUAAUUCAAAAAGGAGAAAGGUUUCUGAACAACUUCCCACUAUGCAUGUGUAACAAGUUAGCAACCUGUCAUGCCCCUACGGAAUUCUCCAAAAUAUCCAAAGGGGAGCAUGAAAGUAAGAGAUU
This is a messenger RNA of Camellia sinensis, 630 nucleotides long. The record is from RefSeq and is a predicted model, not a curated record. Lineage: Eukaryota; Viridiplantae; Streptophyta; Magnoliopsida; Ericales; Theaceae.